Mytilinidion resinicola is the source of this 1242-nucleotide messenger RNA. RefSeq lists its product as uncharacterized. NCBI's taxonomy places the organism in Eukaryota, Fungi, Ascomycota, Dothideomycetes, Mytilinidiales, Mytilinidiaceae. The transcript is spliced from 3 exons. The coding region runs from base 1 to 1242 and encodes 413 amino acids. The record is from RefSeq and is a predicted model, not a curated record.
AUGGAUGUCUUAGCGUCCCUCUAUCCUACCCUCUCAGAGCGCAAGCCCCUUCCCGCCUACUACACACCCGUCUGUCUCGGUCUCUCCCUGCUACCCUUCCUAACAGAAAACACACGCCUCGCCAGCAUCUCCACAUUCCCAUUCCUGCUCUACCUAUGCGCCCGUUGGCCGCGCUUUACUACUGGUGAUCCCUCCUCAGACUACUACAACAACAGCCAAUUCAUCGCCAUUCCUCUAUGGUACCUAGACUUUGUCUUUCUAACGCCCAGAGACGGCGAGGGCGCGCCUGCGUUCGUUGGCCCGCAAUCUAUAGAUGAGGAGCGCAGGGACGAGAAUCUCGCUGUUGCCGCCCAGGUUCAGCGCUGGAAGGAUCUAACCACUUUCUCACAGCGAGUGAAGUGGGCAUUUCGGCUCAUGCUGCCCGCGCAAAGGGGAAUUGGAUGGAAUUGGCAGGUGAAAGGUGUUCCUGCGGACUCGAAUGCAAAGCUGCCGAGGUGGCAAUAUGUGGGCUGGCAGAUACGGUGGACGGUGUUCUACUAUGCGCAGUCUGUGGGAGCGUUGACUGCGCUGGGGCUAGGGUGUGCUUUGAGAGCGCAAGUUGGGCCAGACGAACAUGUUAAGAGAGCUGUUGCAAAUGCCAUUGUGGGGUGGUCAGGUGCGACGUGGGUAUGGGAUAGGCUGAAUUGUGCGUAUCGACUCGCGGCUGCUCUGGGUGUUGCGACUGGGACGACGGAGACGUGGGAAUGGCCGCCUCUAAUGGGGCCAUUGAAGGAUGCAUGGAGCGUGAGGCAGAUGUGGAGUGCAACUUACCACCAGUUGCUGUCCCAGCCCGCGAAACGCAUUGCUCGCUUUCUGGGCCUUCGUAAGGGCAGCCUAGCCUCCAGCUACGGCCAACUGUUCAUCUCAUUCGGCAUCAGCUGCCUCUUUCACCAGGUCCAGAUGUUCAAUGUCACUCGUAGGGACAUGGGCGAGAUGGCCUUCUUCAUGUCGCAGCCUUUGGCCAUCGUAUCCGAGGACCUGGUGCAUUGGGCAUGGAAAAAAAUUCACCCUUCUAGAGAAAGCACACAUCUCGAGAAGGUGUUAGGGUAUGGCUGGACGUUUGUCUGGUUCUCAUUCAGCUUGCAAUUGUAUGUAAGCGGACUUGUGCAGGCACGCGUUAUGAAAGAUUGGUUGUUUGGAUACAGGCCUCUAGAAAUAGGAGCCGAUGCUGGCCAGCAGCUGCUAACGUGGUUACGAGCAUAG